UUUAGUCCUAAAACACCGGUGCACAAUGAACUUUUAUGCUUUAAAACUGUUGUUCUAUACGUUUGUAGUGCAUGCUAUCGUUCCAGACAAUCCAAAUAAAAUUAAAACGAUGGUCCGAUUGCCUAAAAAUAACAGUGAGUUUAAUUUAAUAGUAGAGACAUUUCAAAAGCCUAAUAAUCUUAUAACAGUAGCAAAAACUAUUGUUCAAGGUGAAUUCGAUAUUUUCCGGAAUUUACCUACACAAUUUAUCACUUUUGAAUUAGAGUUAGUAUUAAUAUUCCGGCAAAUGGCCUACGCUUUUGAAAAAAGAAAUGAAACUGAACUCAAGGAUUUUAUAGGAACGGUUUGUACAAUGCUCCCGAGAUGUUUGGAUUUUACCUACAUUGGUGUCUUAUUAAAUUCAAUAACAAUUAUGUUGAGCGAAAUUCAUAUCAUUCUUUGUCACGAAUUACCAACGUAUUAUAAAGAAUAUGAGAAUGCGACUGCGGAUAUAGAAAAAAAACUUAUCAAUGAAAAAAUAGACAGAAUAUUAAUAUCUAUACAAUCAAUGAUUGAGAAAAAAACAAAUAUUGGUACAAACUUAUUCGAGGAAGUGCAAAAUUACGAGGAUAAAAGUAUGGGUUUUAUUUCAGUAGCUUACGUGAUCUUGGGUUAUAAUAAUAUAAUACCAUAUAUGAAUUUAAUUCACGGCUUAGAGGAGAAAGAUAUGUUUGAAAGUUAUUCGCAAACUAACAAAAUGCAAUUUAAGGUGUCUGAAAUUAGGACCGGAGACAAUGAAAUUCAACGAAAUUCUGAAAAACCAAUACAUUUUCAGGAAAUCAACAAUGAUUAUGCAAAAAAACUUCAAAAAGAAGAAUGCGGUUUAAUACAAUUUGUUGACGAUUUUUCGACAGCCGAAGCUAUGGAAAAAUUACUGUUAUUUACACUUAGUAGACUCCAACAGUAUUGUACACAUUCUAUGCUAAACGAUAUUAAAGAUGUUAAAGAUGAUAAAGAAGAAUACGAUAAUAUGGAUGAUAACGAUGAUAACGAUGAUAUAGAUGAUAGCGGUCAUAUAGAGGAACUUCAAUCAGAAACCGAAAAUAAACAAAAGACAAACUAUAUUAUAGACAUGUUAAAGGGUAUGUGUCAGAAUAUCCCUUUAAUUCUCAUGUAUUUAAAAGAAAUAACUUUAAAUAACGUUAAUAAGUUUAACGACGACUCGAUAAUGUUUAGCAUGUAUUUAACGUUCUGCAGCGACUUCAAGGGAUACACUGAUAUCCGUUGUGCUAAUCCAUUUCCCAACACCGAAGUUAAGAAGAAGGUUUUUGAGGCCAAGUUGAAUGAUUGUGUAAGCGAGUCGGUGAAAAACAUUUGGAGUUGGAAUUUAUUUAAAUCAACACAUCAGGUACCGAAAAUGACAAAUGAACAUUUUGUAAAUAAUGAACUCUGUACAAAGUUGUACUUAAAUUAUUUAACGGAUAUCUAUGAUACCAUCAAACAAUUUUACACAGGAAAAACCAUGGGCGUAUGGACCACGUUCGAGUGGUUGAGCGGUAAAUAUUUUCUUACCGAAAAUUCUGAAAACGUAGAUAUGAACGAGUUAAAAUCAAAAGAUAUAACAAUCAGAGACGUAACCAUGAGUUUAUCAGUGGCGUAUCAUGCCAUUUUACCGUGGGGAUUGAAUACGUUCAGCGUCAUGGAAUUUCACAAGACGAUUGUAUACCAUCUAGACAGAACGAUGAAAACGUACGUUUAUCGAUACGCGCAAAUCAUAUUUAUGUACUUGAAUCGCACUAGUAGUAGCGACAGUUUUCAAGUUUUACAAAACAUACGAGAUAGUGUUCGAUGGUAUAUAGACGGGACUGAAUUAUUUUACAAAUAUCUCGAUUUACCUUUAUACACCGAUACAGACGCACAGAAUGAACCUCAACCCACUAAUCGCAUUGACUCUCUCAUUUCUAUGAUAAAAAAUAUAUACAACAACGGUAGUAUAAAUGUCGACGAAUAUAUUCCCCCGGAUGAAAAAAAAGACUUUUCGCAGUGGUCCGAGACAAAGCUUCCUGAAAUCGAUGACGGAUACGAACAAUUCAAUAUGGUUAUAAAUAGUAAUUGCAUGGACGCUAUGAACUACAUGAGUGCUUUUUUUUCAAUCGCAAAGAAGUCUAUGGACAUAAAUUUUGAAUUCCAUUCUGCUGCAACUAUGUACUCACAGUACUGUCCACAAAAUAUAUUUUGUGUAUCUGAAAGCGUAUUUAAAUUAGAAAUAACAGAAUAAAGAGUGUUAACGUAAUGUUUUUUAUUUUUAAGAAAAAAUUAUUUUUCAUGCGAUGAGCAUUAAUUUAUAAUCACUAUGUAUUUCGAUCCAUAUUAUUAAUAUUUAUAAUGUCAUUUUAACGUAGUUGUAAAUUAAAUUCAUCCAUAACUUCCUUUAUUGUAAUUACAAUUUUAUCAUUCUAACCAACGAUCUAAGUAUUAAUAUCUAAAUAUAUAGAUAUAAUUAUUUAUACUUUAACAGGUAAUCUCAGGUAAUAUUAUACUACGGACAAUUGUAUACGUCUAAAAAUGUUAUGAUGGUUUUUGUUUUCUUUGCUGGUUAUAAAGUUAUAAAAAAAUUGUGGUUUACCCCUUUAAUUUUAUAAAUUUACAUUUAAUAUUUCGUCUUGAUUUCUUUGUCCAUACUUGUUUAAUUAUAUUACAGUUAUCACAAGAACGACUAUGUUUGAUAAUAGGAUAAAAUAAUGCGAAUAAAAUUUAUUAAUUUUAAAGACAAAUUUGUGUUAAAUUAUUAUCGUAUAAC
Molecule: messenger RNA, 2779 nt
Organism: Cinara cedri
Lineage: Eukaryota; Metazoa; Arthropoda; Insecta; Hemiptera; Aphididae
Source: the annotation of a GenBank genome assembly